Macrosiphum euphorbiae (potato aphid) is the source of this 201-nucleotide messenger RNA. The record is from the annotation of a GenBank genome assembly. Lineage: Eukaryota; Metazoa; Arthropoda; Insecta; Hemiptera; Aphididae.
AUGAUAGUCGUCCGGAUUGUAAUUCACGAAAGCCUGAAAAUAGCGAAAAGACCAUCAGAAACGACCACAGUGGAUGAACUCAGCGGUGACUUGGGAUCUGAAGCCGUGCGCAGGCGGCAACGACAGCGAUCAUGGAUCCGGUACCUCAAUGAUAUUUGCGACUUUGGGAAGCCGCUGCAUCGUUGGGUAAGUAGGUUAUAA